Messenger RNA from Daldinia caldariorum, 2065 nucleotides. RefSeq names its product hexose transporter. Gene Ontology annotation, cellular component: membrane. Gene Ontology annotation, biological process: transmembrane transport; carbohydrate transport. The record is from RefSeq and is a predicted model, not a curated record. Lineage: Eukaryota; Fungi; Ascomycota; Sordariomycetes; Xylariales; Hypoxylaceae. Gene Ontology annotation, molecular function: carbohydrate:proton symporter activity. Bases 281 to 1930 code for a protein of 549 amino acids. The transcript has 6 exons.
GAGCAUCGCGUCUAUACCGCAUCUGGUUUUGUUUGGAAUCCCAACAUCAAGGCACAGAGGUACCAAAGAUAUAUUAUAUAAGGCAUCUAUCUGCCUUAUUUAUAUUAAAUCUUAUUCAUGAAUCCCCAGCAUUAAUUAAAAUCCCCAUCCAUACAUCCAUCCGUCCAUACAUACAUACAUCCCUCACUUCUACGCGCGACACCAAUAUAUGGUCCUUCAAGUAGCGCGACUGCGUGUAUUCGCCGAUUCAUAAAAUUAUACGGCGCAUUAAUAACUUACCAUGGGUCGCUUCGCUGUGAAGAAGCCCGAGCAUGAAGCCGGCAAGGCAUGGCCUGCUAUUGUCAUCGGCCUGUUCGUGGCAUUUGGCGGUAUCUUAUUCGGCUAUGACACCGGAACCAUCAGCGGUAUCCUCGCUAUGGAAUACUUCCAGACCCUCUUCUCGACCGGUUAUGUCAACACCAAAGGCCAUCUAGACAUUUCUCCUUCCCAAUCCUCCGCCAUCGUAUCGAUUCUCUCGGCGGGUACUUUCUUCGGUGCCCUCGGAUCUCCGUUACUUGCCGAUUCGAUAGGCCGUCGACUCUCUCUUAUCGCCUCUUCGUGGGUAUUUAUUUUCGGUGUCAUUUUGCAAACGGCCGCUACGGCCCUGCCCCUGUUCUUAGCUGGUCGAUUCUUCGCCGGCUUUGGCGUCGGUCUGAUCUCUGCUUUGAUUCCUUUAUACCAGAGCGAGACGGCGCCGCGUUGGAUUCGAGGUGCCAUCGUGGGCGCUUACCAAUGGGCUAUCACGAUCGGUCUGCUCCUCGCUGCGUGUGUAGACUAUGCCACGCAAUAUCGUCAGGAUACCGGCUCGUACCGUAUCCCCGUCGCCGUGCAAUUUGCCUGGGCAAUCAUCCUCAUCACGGGAAUGCUUGUCCUACCGGAAACUCCUCGAUUUUUGGUCAAGAAGGGGCAGCACGAGAAGGCGGCGGCCUCUCUCGGACAACUCCGAAGGAUCGAUCGCAACCACGAAGCUAUCCAGGAGGAGCUGCGCGAGAUCAAGGCGAACCACGAUUACGAGAUGAGCAUCGGAAAAGCUAGUUACCUCGACUGCUUCCGCGCGCCUCUGCUGAAGCGUCUUCUCACCGGUAUGGCGUUGCAAGGACUUCAGCAGCUAUCAGGUGUCAACUUUAUCUUCUACUACGGCGUGAACUACUUCAAGAACUCGGGUAUUCAGGACCCCUUCGUUAUUCAGGUCAUCACCUCUUGCAUCAACGUGGGUUCGACCAUUCCUGGUUUAUGGGCUGUAGACAAGUUUGGUCGUCGCCCGCUUCUCUUAUGGGGCGCCGUCGGAAUGUGCGUCAGUCAGUUCCUCGUGGCCAUGCUCGGUACCUUGACGACAGGCCAAGAUGCCGCUGGUAAUACCGUAGUUCACAACGUCGCGGCACAAAAAGCUGGUAUCGCCUUCAUCUGUAUCUACAUUUUCUUCUUCGCCAGCACUUGGGGCCCUCUCGCGUGGGUCGUUACGGGAGAAAUCUUCCCCUUAAAAGCCCGAGCCAAGUGCUUGAGUAUGACCACCGCCACUAACUGGCUUCUGAACUGGGCCAUCGCUUACGCUACUCCUUACCUCGUCAACUAUGGCGAAGGUUACGCCAAUCUCCAGUCGAAAAUCUUCUUCGUUUGGUUUGGCGCUUGCUUCAUCUGCAUCGCCUUCGUGUACUUUUUCAUAUACGAAACCAAGGGAUGGUCGCUCGAGGAGGUCGACGAGCUGUAUAGCGAGGUUAGCAGCGCGCGCAAGAGUGCCGCGUGGACUCCGAGCAGUACAUUCGCUCAACGGCAAGGCGCCAACGCUAUCACCACCGAUGUGGACGCUCCCGGCAAAGUGGUGGGGGAGAAGUUUGUCGAAGAUGGCCCGCACGAUGGAGUUUCGCAUCACGAGGAGCAUUCGGCUGUAUGAGAUCGGUUGGGAUUAUGAUGACCUCUUGUUUAUUUGAUAUUUGCGUAGCCCAUGACAUGUACUUUCGAUAUCCCCCCCUUUUUUCUAUGUCUCCUGAGCCAAGUUUCAAAGAAAGACUUGCUCAAGAGUCGCGAG